This is a messenger RNA of Beta vulgaris subsp. vulgaris (sugar beet), 648 nucleotides long. RefSeq lists its product as uncharacterized. The record is from RefSeq and is a predicted model, not a curated record. The transcript has a single exon. NCBI's taxonomy places the organism in Eukaryota, Viridiplantae, Streptophyta, Magnoliopsida, Caryophyllales, Amaranthaceae. Gene Ontology annotation, biological process: shoot system development; root development. The coding region runs from base 1 to 648 and encodes 215 amino acids.
AUGGCAAAUUCAAAAUCUUCUUUUCACACUCGUUCAGUCAGUUUACCAUCUUCAUCUCACCCACUCGAUGCGAGCAUUGAGAAUCACUUGCGCAGGCUAAGGGACUCGCAAGUAGGAUCUUCAUCAUCAUUAUCCCAAAAUUUGUGCUAUAUGAAGGAAUUACAGGAGCAAAUGAACGAUUUGAUUCAUUUGCCACACAACCAACAAUUUCUUUGCAAUGAACUUCAAAGGGUAGAGGUUGAAGAAGUUCUAGAUGGUUCCCUUAAAUUGCUGGACUCUUCUAGCUCUAUCCUCGAGGCCAUGUCACAGUUGAAGGAAUCCAUUCUUGACCUUAAAUUAGCUAUCCGGAGAGGAAGCCACAAUGAAGGCAUUCAUAAUUUUUUGGUAUCAAGAAGAAAGAUCAACAAAGCGCUUUCUAAGUGUCUUGUGAACCUGAAGAAAACCGAACAAAGUUGUGCUUCGAAACAAAGGAAUAACGAGGGAUCCAUAACAUCCAUUACGAGAGUUUUACAGGAGGCUGAAAAAAUUAGUCUCGACACAUUAAAAUCGCUUCUAUCAUUUGUGAUGGGGAAGAAGCAAGUUUCUCAUACACGCGGUUGGUCCUUGGUCAAUAAACUUGUCACUGAUGCUUUGGUUUUUUCGAUCUGA